This is a messenger RNA of Impatiens glandulifera, 745 nucleotides long. Its product is annotated as ferredoxin, root R-B1-like. Lineage: Eukaryota; Viridiplantae; Streptophyta; Magnoliopsida; Ericales; Balsaminaceae. The record is from RefSeq and is a predicted model, not a curated record. The transcript is spliced from 2 exons. Gene Ontology annotation, biological process: electron transport chain. The coding region runs from base 206 to 676 and encodes 156 amino acids. Gene Ontology annotation, molecular function: electron transfer activity; 2 iron, 2 sulfur cluster binding. Gene Ontology annotation, cellular component: plastid.
UGAAUUAGGGCAUCAUCAUUCUUCUCACCCAAAUCUCAUAGCCGCCCGCCCCCUUCUUUCUCUCCUAUAAAUUAAUCUUCCAACAUUUCUCCCAAAGGGUAUCUAAGAUCAUCUCUCUCUCUCUCUUGAAUUCUCCGCCGCCGCCGCCUCACUCAUCAAAGGCACAGUCUUUUCUCUCCGUCUUCUUCAUAGCUUGUUGUAAUCCAUGGCAACAGUUAUACUAUCUGCAUCUCCUUCUAUUCUCCAAAUUUCUUCAUCGAACAAGAAUGGAUCUGCUUUCAUUAAGAAGACUCCAUCAUCAUUCUCACUAAAGAGCUCGAACAUAAUCUCUAAAGGACUAGGAUUGAAAUCGAUAUCCUCUGGAUUUAGAACAUUUGCUUCUGCAGCUUACAAGAUUAAGCUGGUUACACCAGAAGGAGCCGAACAUGAGUUUGAGUGUCCAGAGGAUACUUAUAUCCUUGAUGCGGCUGAAGAAGCUGGGAUUGAACUUCCAUAUUCUUGCAGAGCUGGAGCUUGUUCUACAUGUGCAGGAAAGGUUGUGAAUGGUUCUGUUGAUCAGAGUGACGGAUCUUUCCUUGAUGAUGGACAAAUGGAUGAAGGGUAUUUGCUCACUUGCGUUUCAUAUCCCAAAUCUGAUCUUGUUGUUCAUACUCACAAGGAAGGGGAUUUAUACUGAUUAGAUUUCAGUGUUUUUAGUUUGUGAUUAUUCAUAAUUGCAGCAAAUGGAAUUUCAUUGUUGUGUGUA